This is a messenger RNA of Miscanthus lutarioriparius, 693 nucleotides long. NCBI's taxonomy places the organism in Eukaryota, Viridiplantae, Streptophyta, Magnoliopsida, Poales, Poaceae. The record is from the annotation of a GenBank genome assembly.
AUGCUCCCGUGUGUCUCGCCCACCCUCCCUUUCUUCUCCAUCGCUGCUCAGGCCACCGCCGCCGCGCCGAGCGGGGAAGAGGACUCGGGCUUGGCGGGGAAGAGGAAGAGGCGGAUCCGGGAGGGGAAGCUGCGGUGGCGCGGCACGGCGACGCGGGCGACCGGACCAGGAGUUGAGAGCGUCCUCGUGCUCGCCAAGGAGGAGGAUGGCGACGCCCGUGCUGCCCGCGACCCCGAGGAAGUCGGCAAUGGCGUCGCUGGUCUCGUCGCGGAGCAGGCGGUGCGCGGCCACACCGGGGUCCGGGGACGCAGCGUGGGCGCCCAUCCGCGCGGCGUCGACGUCGGCCGCGGCGCCCGGGGCUUGAGGCUCCUGCGCCGCAUCGGGGUCGUCCGUGGAGGCGCAGCGGCCAUGCUUCUGUGGCCGCCCCACCACCGCGGCCCCCGCGGCUUCCCGUAUGUGCGGACGAGCACCGCCCAUGCCGCUGCAGCCCAGUCGACCACGCAUGUCCGCCUCGCCGCCGAGGCCUCCGCAUCACGCGCCAACGAGCCCGCCCACGGACGCAGCUGCGCCUGCACGCGCCUUUGCCGCCGGCCGCACGCACGGUCGAGCCAACCGUCCUCCGGAACCCAUGAAAGGCUUGCCAUUCCUCACCCUCUUGCCCCUGGCAGCUCGCGCCCAACAACUGUUCGAUGA